AGUGUCAUGUGGGGAGCAGAGAGGGCAGGACUGGGAUGACUUGCCCCUGGUGCUCUGACACUUUGAGCUGCACCCCCAAGACAGUGUUUGGAUUCAAACCAGAGCCAGCAUGACCAGUAACAGUAACUUGUGACUUCACAGUCAGCCACAGAAUUCUGCCAUCAUGGUUCCCCUUGGAAACCUGCGAAGAUUCUGCAGCAGGCUCACUUGGCAGCGUUUUAGAUUAGCUGAAGCAUCUUCAAUAAAUUGGCUGUCUUCGGCUGUCAGUUUAUUAGCAGCUUAUCAGCUUAGGUGUCAAGAUGGGUGGCUGUUGGUCAUGUGUGGCCUUCAGGUCUCACCCAGAGGCAGAACCAAAGGAUGAAGAUGAAGAGGGGGCACUGACAGGUCAUCCCAGAAACCCAACCCAUGUUGCACCAUAUUCUGGGGGACUCCCCAAUUUUGGGGGGGACACUCUGGGGAAAGAGCUCAUUGAGGAAUCCUCCAUGCCAGAACCCAUUCCAGCACCUCGCAUCACCAACAACAUCCUGGGGGAAGAGCUCACUGAGGAACCCUCUGUGACAGAACCCCUUCCAGCACCUCGCAUGACCAAUGACAUCCUGGGGGAAGUGCUCAUUGAGGAACCCUCCAUGCCAGAACCACUUCCAGCAACUCGCAUCACCAACAACAUCCUGGGGGAAGCACUCAUCGAGGAACCCUCCAUGCCAGAACCCUUUCCAGCACCUCGCAUCACCAACAAGAUCCUGGGGGAAGCACUCAUUGAGGUACCCUCCGUGCCAGUACCCCUUCCAGCAACUCACAUCACCAAUGACAUCCUGGGGGAAGCGCUCACUGAGGAACCCUCUAUGCCAGAACCACUUCCAGCACCUCACAUGACCAAUGACAUCCUGGGGGAAGAGCUCACUGAGGAAAUCUCCAUGCCAGAAUCUCUUCCAGCACCUCGCAUCACCAAUGACAUCCUGGGGGAAGAGCUCACUGAGGAACCCUCCGUGACAGAACCUCUUCCAGCACCUCGCAUCACCAACAACAUCCUGGGGGAAGCGCUCAUUGAGGAACCCUCCAUGCCAGAACCCCUUCCAGCACCUCAUAUCACCAAUGACAUCCUGGGGGAAGAGCUCACUGAGGAACCCUCUAUGCCAGAACCCGUUCCAGCACCUCGCAUCACCGACAACAUCCUGGGUGAAGUGCUCAUUGAGGAACCCUCCGUGCAAGAACCCCUUCCAGCACCUCACAUCACCAACAACAUCCUGGAGGAAGAGCUCACUGAGGAACCGUCCGUGCCAGAACCUCUUCCAGCACCUCGCAUCACCAACGACACCCUGGAGGAAGAGCUCAUUGAGGAAACCUCAAUGCCAGAACCCCUUCCAACACCUUGCAUCACCAGUGACCUACUGGGGAAAGUGCUCAUUGAGGAUACCUCAGUGCCAGGUCCUUCCAUCCUCACAGACACUCCAAAGGAAGCAGCGUCUGUGUCAGAGCCCUUACUAGAGCCUUCCAUUGCUGAUUAUUAUCUUCAGCAAGAAGUAGAACUCCUCAAAGGGUUACAACAUGACUAUGUCCAGCAGCAACUGAGGGUUCGCCGCAUUUCCCAACAGUUCCCUCGUUGUCUCCGGGCCAUCAACCUGCAAAUUGGACACAUGCGGACAAGGCUCAUCCGCAGUGAAGUUUGGCUGCAGUGGUGGGAAAGGGAAGGUAUGUUCACAGCAUGCCCCUGAAAUUGCUGCUGGGCUAAGAAUGGCUCUUUUGUUUAUAUCAUGUUGAAAUGCUUGAUUUGAGUCUGCAUCUAAGGUUUCAGUGGGGAGGCCUGUGAGUGGGUUGUCAGUGCUUGCUGAAGUGUUCCUUCGUUUUCUGUCUUUCAUGUGUCCAAGCUCCAGUGCCUGUAAUCCAAGCAGCUUCUCAGAGUGAGCAGUGAGGGCAAGUGAUGGUGGGUGUGGUAGGAUGUCAGCCUUUGCAGCUGACCUCCUUCUUCUUCUUCUCUCUUGCAGAUGUUCCUGCAGGCCCUGCGGCACUUCUCCAGCCCUCUGGGUCUGAUUCAUCAUUGUCCUCUGCCUCCCUUGAGGUUGCCUCCAUCCCACCCUCCACCUCUUCCCUCCUCCUGCAUCCCUCUCCAGCUCCUCCUCCUUCCCCACCUCCUCUGGAGCCGGACCUCAGCAAUGUGAAAGAAACUCUGCAGAGUUUGGUAGAGAUGCAGGUCCAUCAGCUGCGUGACCGCCAAAGAGACCUCCGCAGCUGCCAGGAAUGCUUACAAAGCUUCAAGGCACUGAGGGGACAAUUGAGGCGGCUAAGGAGCAGACUGGCCAGGGUGGAAGCCACUAUGGGGAUCGUGGUUCCUCCAAGGGAGCUGGACGUUGCUGAGGAAGAAGGGGAAGGCAAAUUAAAAGAGACAACUGUGCUACUAUCUACAUAAGUAGCAAUAAAAUGCUGUGUAUAUAUUUUUAAAAAAUUAAAUAUUUGUUUUAAUAGGAUGUAGAGAUAGAACAGCAAUAAAACUAGCAUAUUUAUUGUUUAAAAAAAUAAAAUGUUUUAUUUUAA
Molecule: messenger RNA, 2529 nt
Organism: Hemicordylus capensis (graceful crag lizard)
Lineage: Eukaryota; Metazoa; Chordata; Lepidosauria; Squamata; Cordylidae
Exons: 6
Coding region: 300-1712 (470 amino acids)
Source: RefSeq, a predicted model, not a curated record